AUGUUUGACGUCAUCGUGGUCGGCGCUGGCCUAAGUGGCCUCCAGGCUGCAUAUUCUGCCCAGCAAGCGGGUUUGUCCGUCGUGGUUGUUGAGGCAAGAAAUCGCGUCGGUGGAAAGACCUGGAGUGUGCCUCUGGCUUCGGGACGAGGCUACGCCGAUCUCGGUGCUGCAUGGAUCAACGACACUACACAAAAGCGGAUUUCGGCAUAUGCCCAGCAGUUUAAAUCAGAGAUGGUUAAGCAACGGCUAGAAGGCAACGCCGUCAUGCUCGUGUCCAAAGGUGACAGAAUAGAGUUUCCUUUCGGAAUCACCCCGGAGUUUUCCCAGGAAGAAAAGACCAACUUGGAGUAUGUUCGCGACCACAUCCAGGCUGCCUCGUUGACCCCGGGACCUCCUCGCAUCGAGGAUGACAAUGUCUCUCUGGAUCAAUACGUCCGCAACCUCGGCGCAGGCCCGAAGACUGUGAAGAUGAUCAAUAUGUGGGUCAAGGUGAUGCAUGGUUUGGAGUCGACUGAAGAGACGGCGGCUUUCUUUAUUGACUACUGCCGGCGAAAUGGAGGACUGUUCUCCAUCCGUGCAGAUGAUCACACGGGUGGCAAUUACUUGCGGUUCCAUGAUGGCGCGCAGUCGAUUGCCUCGGGCAUCGCCGAUUUGAUCGGACACAGUAAUAUCCACCUGUCUGAGCCGGUAGCAUCCAUCGAAAACCACAAGACACACACCACCGUCAUUACCACAACCGGAAGAAGAUUUACGGCAAAGAAAUGCAUCGUCUCUCUGCCCAGUGCCAUGUACAAAUCUCUGAAUUUCUCACCGGCCCUCCCGGCUCCGGUCCGGGACAUUACCGACUCCUCGAAGCUGGGGCAUUACAACAAAUCCAUCCUCUGCUACGACACACCUUGGUGGAGAGACUUGGGAUACAAUGGCUUCUUCAUGAGCUACGAAGGUCCAAUCACAUUGACCCGUGAUACAAGUGUGGACGAGAAGCGUCAAUAUUCAAUCACCUGCUUUGUAAACGGGGCGGCUGGCGAAGAAUGGAGCAAGCUGUAUCCCCACGAACGUCGAAGCGCUGUACUGAACCAGCUGGCCGAGGGCUUCAACGUGGGUCCUGACUCUGAGUUGUUCCGCCCGAUCGAAAUCUUCGAGCAGAUUUGGAAGCACGAGCCGUAUAGCCAGGGUGCGCUCGCUCCCAUCACGGCGCUUGGUCACUAUACCAAAUAUGCAUCGGUGUACGGCAAGCCAAUUGGAAACCUUCAUUUUGUGGGCACAGAGUACUCGAUGGAAUGGAAGGGUUACAUGGAAGGUGCCCUUUGUUCUGGAGAGAAGGGUGCGCAGGAGGUGGUUGAGACUCUGCAGCGUGUUCCGAAAGCCAAUCUGUAG
Molecule: messenger RNA, 1377 nt
Organism: Ilyonectria robusta
Lineage: Eukaryota; Fungi; Ascomycota; Sordariomycetes; Hypocreales; Nectriaceae
Exons: 3
Coding region: 1-1377 (458 amino acids)
Molecular function (GO): oxidoreductase activity
Source: RefSeq, a predicted model, not a curated record